GGCAAAAUGAAAGGAAAGAACCACCAAUCAACCAUGCUUUCUUUUCUGGCAGAAAUAUCCAAUUCACUUAGCUUAACCUCAUAUUCUUCACUGAAAUUUUUGGUUUGGAAAGAUUAAAUAUGGCAACGUUUCAAUUGGGUUCUAUAGCUCUAUCUUCCUCCAUCUCUUUAAACUUCAAUCCCAUUAUCAAACUAUCUAAGCCCCUCAGCUUCUCUAGGAGAAGAAAAAUCAGAGCUGUAAGCACCAUCCCAGAUACUGAAUCCGAAGCCACAGAGCCCGAAGGACCUCCCUCAGUUGAUUUUGCUUUUGUUAAUUCUGUGUUACUUCCUGAUGGAACCCCAGAUGUGCAUCUCCGAACAGCAAGUGGUGGACAAAAACUAAGGAAUAUAAUGUUGGACUCAAACAUUGAUCUAUAUGGCCCAUAUGGUAGGCCUCUUUUGAAUUGUGCUGGGGGAGGAACUUGUGCUACGUGCAUGGUGGAGGUUGUUGAAGGAAAAGAGCUAUUAAAUCCUCGAACUGACAAAGAGAAGGAGAAACUCAAAGGGAAACCAAAAAAUUGGAGACUCGCAUGCCAAACCACAGUUGGUCAAGCCGAUUCCAGAGGACUGGUCGUUGUCCAACAAUUGCCUGAAUGGAAAGUUCACGAAUGGAAUUAUGAAAAAGUAGACACUUCGGAGCUUAUUUAAAGACAUUUUUGUCAUAAUUGUAAAUUAUUAAAACAAAAUUAUGUAUAUUGAGUGACAUUGUUUACCUACGCAGGAAAUAUUUGUUACACAUAUAAUACACUAACAGAGAAAUUGGCAGUUAUAAAUACUCAUUUUUUGCUAUA
Humulus lupulus (European hop) is the source of this 829-nucleotide messenger RNA. Its product is annotated as photosynthetic NDH subunit of subcomplex B 3, chloroplastic. The coding region runs from base 120 to 686 and encodes 188 amino acids. NCBI's taxonomy places the organism in Eukaryota, Viridiplantae, Streptophyta, Magnoliopsida, Rosales, Cannabaceae. Gene Ontology annotation, biological process: P450-containing electron transport chain. The record is from RefSeq and is a predicted model, not a curated record. The transcript has 6 exons. Gene Ontology annotation, molecular function: 2 iron, 2 sulfur cluster binding. Gene Ontology annotation, cellular component: chloroplast thylakoid membrane.